AUUGCAAACUUUUUUUCUAAAUUGCAGAUAUUCAAUAAUGAACUUUGAAGAACAGCUUUUGGGUCAAGAUGAGAAAAAUUUUCAAAUAGAAAACGCAUGGGUACCCCUCUCUCCUGAGAAACUCAAUCCAAUAAGAUCUAAAAUGUUAUCAGACUAUCCAGUGAACCAAUUGAGAGGAAAUUUUCAAAACUUUCCUGUAACUGAAAGAGAUUACAUGAAAGAGAUGUUGCUGCAUUGUAAUAGACCAAAUCGGAAUCUCAAUCUGACAGUGCAAACAGGUCAAAUUGGACAGUACAGCAGUUUUGAUGGAAACUCAACUAAUAGAAGCAGAGUUCUCAAUCACAUAGCAGGCUCAUACACACAGGCAUGUAACUAUGAGAGCAGUGGAUUAAACAGUAACGCCUUGGAGCUUCUGCUGAAGAAUAAUGCAACACAUAUAGCUUCUGCUAACAGGAACUUGAAUCUGAGCGUUAACAUGGCAGCGAGAAAUCCACUGCUACCAAAAUUUCAUCAUGAGGCUACCAGUGAUGUAACAAAUUCCUAUGCAGGUGUACAUAGGUGCAAUAUCCAUUCCGCUUCAGAAAUCAUUCACAAAGAUCCAAACAGACUUGCAACUCCAAAUGUGAAUUCUGAACUUAAUGGAAGCAACUCAAAUAGUUUGCUCAACAGCUCAGAUUCAAACCAAUGGAUGGGCAUCUUCUCUGAGAUACCCCAGGGUGAUACUUACCCUAAGUAUAAUAUGAACAACAUGCCACUAAGAGAAGCUGAUGCAACUGGUACUUUUACCAGCUCUCUCCACUCAAUACCAGAAAAAAUGGAUCAAUUUAAUUUUUUGUACCAGUUAUGUACAGUGCCCGAUGACACAAUAGCUGAAAGCACCAGUCAGGAGAAAGGCAACCAAGAAGAUAUGGCUUUGUCCAGAGAGAAUGAAACUCAGGAAUACUGUGAUGAGCUUGUACAACAAAUUGUCGAUACAUCAUUUGUAGUUUCUGCACCACAUGGGGAUCAGAAUGGUUCUGACAACAUCUGUGAGAAGGGAAUUGACCUGGGUUUUGACCUAAACAAGACACCUGAGCAGAGAGUGCCUAAACGAAGAAAACACAGGCCAAAGGUAAUUGUAGAAAGCAAGCCUAAAAGAAAUCCAAACCCUGCAACAGGAAAAAGACAGGUUAAGGAAUAUGGAGCCAGAAAGAAGAAUGUCGCAAAAGCUGCAGCAACGCCACAGGCUGAUCUUAUAAAAGAAACCUUUGAUUCCACUGUUGUAGCUACAAAAUCCUGCAGGAAAGCUUUAAAUUUUGACAUAGAAGAGAGUAGAAAUGAAAGCCAAAGAAAAAUAGUCUGUCAGCUGGAUAUCAGCAAAAGAAAUGAGAAAGACUUCAAUAGCACUUCAGAGUAUAAGGCCACAGAGAUGCUCAGCGGAGCAAAUGCAAGCUCAGUGUUGCCGAUCAACCAGCAGGAUAAGCUUACAGUAGAAGACCAACAACCCAGAAUCACAGAUGAUAUCAACCUUUCGCUGAACCAAAAGCUAACUAAUACUUUCUCAUCAAAAAGAAACCUAUCCAUUGCCAUGUCAGCAACUGCGGAAGAACAGCAGAUAGCAAAUUUUACAGUCACUGAGAAAGGUUCAGCUCAAAGGAAUUCCGAUAUGUGCAAGGAAAGACAUAAUGGAUGCAUGCAGCAGUAUAUUCGAGCAAAAGAAAUUGACAACCUUGCCCUUCAAUCAGAAGCAUGUGUUGAAAAUUCUCGGAAGAUCGGUGAACUAACUUGUCAGAAAAACCUUCAGCUAGUGUCUAAAGUUCCCUCCAAUUCCACUAAAGGGAGGGGUUCCAAGCGAAAAUAUUGCAGACGCAUUGAGAACCAACAUGACUCAGCCACAAAUGCACUUAGUACUUCCUUGUGCCAAGAGAUUUUACCAGGGAAUGAAAAGUUUGAAGGUGCAAGUCUUGCAAAAGCUUUCUUAAAAGCUCCAAAGAGGAAAAGAUCUCAAAAUAGACUCCCUUCAAAAGGACGUGGAAGGUCAUCCAGCCAAACAAUGUCAAAAGAUGAUACACAAAAAUCCAGAAUAGAAGAGAAAAAUGGAUGUCAAUCUGAGUCUAAAAAAAAAUCAAUUUUCUCUAUUGAGGGUAAUAGAGCUCUAAAUCAGCAAAAUAUUGGAACCAACACUGAUGAUUUCUUUGUCAUAUCAGGAGAAUCAUAUCAGAUAGGUUCCACCCUGAUAGAUAAUAUAACUAACCAACUAAACAAUCUCAGCUUUGGGGACAGCAACAUAUCAGAAACGGAAGGACAAAAGGCACUUGUCCCAUACAUGCCAGAUGCUUCAAUUAUACCCUACCAAGAAUCUCAAUUUGUGAAGAAACAGAAACCAAGGCCGAAAGUGGACCUUGACCCAGAAACAGAGAGAACCUGGAAACUAUUGAUGGGCAAGCAAGGAAGUGAACACUUUGAAGGAACAGACAAGGAAAAGGAGAAAUGGUGGGAAGAGGAACGAAAUGUGUUUCGUGGACGAGCUGACUCCUUCAUUGCACGGAUGCAUCUUGUUCAAGGAGAUAGACGCUUUUCAAAGUGGAAAGGAUCCGUGGUUGACUCAGUGAUAGGUGUUUUUCUCACUCAGAAUGUUUCAGACCAUCUUUCAAGCUCUGCCUUCAUGUCCCUUGCAGCUAGGUUUCCUCUUAUGUCAAAUAGCUGCAAGGGUUUAAAUGAUGUUACGGGCAGACACAAAUCACCUGAAGAACCAGAACUCUGCAUGGUAUAUCCUCAUCAAACAAUAAUAUCAUUUGGAGGAGAAAUAUUAAGACAACCAACCUACCAGCUUGGCUUUCAGACACCUCAUUUUACAAGAGAGAUUUGGACAGACAAUGAAAUGUCAAGUAUAAAUCCUUACAAUCAGAGCUCAGAGGAAGAAUUCUUAUCAUCGCAAGAUUCUCUUGAUUCCACAGUUAUUCAGGGCACUGGAGGAACUAGAUCCUGCUCAGGAUCCAAUUCAGAAUCAGAAGGCCCUAGCAGUGGCAGUGGACCCAGCAAGACUCAAUUUUUAACUUCAGCAACAAAUUCUUUACAGGCAGGGAGUAUCCCUAUGUUUCGGGAAUUUUACAAUAGUGUAAAUGGGGUGUCACUGUUUGAGGAGAGAACAAAACAUGGACAGGUUGAAAAUGUAAAACAAAGUUCCAUGUUAGACAGAAAAAAUAGUCCCAAUUUCAAAUCAGCAUUCAAUCAUCCCUCCAUCUUUAGUUAUCUACAAAAUGAAUUACCUCCAGUUUCUUCUAAUUACUAUGGGGAACAUUACACAGACACUCAGUUGCUGAAGACUUUUCAAACAUAUGGUGAUGAGUCUUCUUGUCUGGAAAAUGUUCCCAUGCACAGUGGAUUCCAUGACACCAAUUAUAGGAUAUUUGGCAUUAAAGAAAUAGGAGUUGGUGGAGAUAAACCCACACGGCAGCAGUAUGAAAAUGGAACACAAGAGUCUCCAGCGUUGCCAACAAUGAGCCCUCAUGUAUCAUUAAACAAGAAUCCAGUCCUUACACAUGAUAUUUCUCAAUCUAAGUCUCAUAUGAGUUGCAUGCAACCUUUAGCAAAUCAUCACCUUGUAGGUCCAAAAAUUUUACCAGCAGAAUGCAGGCCUUGUAUAGAGGCACUAAAUACUUCUCUGAUACUGGGCAGAAGGCAAGAUGAUGUCACAUAUGAUUGCUGCAGUAUCCCUAAGGAUGUUGACGGUGGAAAGGGGCAAGUGUGUUCAGAUAAUAGUAGUGCUGAACCAAACCCACAGAGAAAAGUGUAUCUUCAUGGUCCUAAUAAAGAGAGCAAACUCAAGGUCUCAAAAGCAAGGAAAGUGAAGCCUGAGCAUUCAGAGAAUUGGGAUGAACUGAGAAAGGAGGUACAAGCAAAUAGGACAAUUGAAAGGAGUAAAGAUAUAAUGGAUUCACUGGACUAUGAAGCAGUAAGAUGUGCUCCAGUUAAAGAGAUAUCUGACACUAUUAAAGAACGAGGGAUGAAUAACAUGCUAGCAGAACGAAUCAAGGAAUUCCUCAAUAGACUGGUUAGUGAACACGGCAGCAUUGAUCUUGAAUGGUUAAGAUAUGUUCCCGCAGAUAAAGCAAAAGACUAUCUACUAAGCAUACGAGGAUUGGGGUUGAAAAGUGUGGAGUGUGUACGACUUCUAACACUUCAUCAUCUUGCUUUCCCAGUUGACACCAACGUAGGAAGAAUAGCAGUCAGACUUGGAUGGGUCCCUCUCCAACCACUUCCGGAAUCACUUCAGUUACACCUCCUUGAGUUGUAUCCAGUUCUGGAGUCAAUUCAGAAGUAUCUGUGGCCCAGACUAUGCAAACUUGAUCAAAAAACCUUGUAUGAGCUGCAUUACCAAAUGAUUACGUUUGGAAAGGUUUUUUGCACAAAGAGUAGACCAAAUUGUAAUGCAUGCCCCAUGCGAGCUGAGUGCAGACAUUUUGCAAGUGCUUUCGCAAGUGCGCGGCUUGCCUUGCCUGGACCAGAAGAAAAGCGCAUCACAAGUAGGCAUGUUCCCAUUACAUCUGAGAGAAACCCUUCAAUCAAUAUGAACCCCGUGAUACUACCUCUCCCUGAGAUCAACUUGAUCAAAGAAGUGGGUCCUGAAAAUGGGAAGUGUGAACCAAUCAUUGAAGAACCAGCAACACCAGAACAAGAGUGGGAGACAAUUGAAAGUGACAUUGAGGACUUCUUUGAGGAACCUGAUGAAAUUCCUACCAUCAAGCUAAGUCAGAGAGAGUUUGCAAAUAAUGUACAGAAUUGCAUUCAAGAAUACAAUCAGGGUGACAUGUCUAAGGCAUUAGUUGCCUUGGAUCCACUGUCUGCUACUAUCCCUGUACCAAAACUGAAGAAUGUAAAUCGGCUAAGAACAGAACACCAAGUAUAUGAACUUCCAGACUCACACCCUCUUUUGGAGAAGAUGGAUAAACGGGAACCUGAUGACCCAAGUCCAUACCUCCUUGCAAUAUGGACACCAGGUGAAACUGCAAAUUCCAUUGAACCACCAGAAAGAAGGUGCAUAUCCCAAGACUCAACCAACCUGUGCAAUGACGAGACAUGUUUUUCGUGCAACAGUAUUAGAGAAGCAAAUUCACAAACAGUCAGAGGAACAAUUCUGAUACCAUGUAGGACAGCAACUAGGGGAAGCUUUCCACUGAAUGGAACUUACUUUCAAGUUAAUGAGUUAUUUGCGGAUCAUGCAUCCAGCAUUCAGCCCAUUGAGAUCCCUAGGGCAUGGAUAUGGAAUUUGCCAAGAAGAACUGUUUACUUUGGAACCUCUGUGUCGUCAAUUUUUAAAGGGCUCUCAACCCAAGAAAUUCAACAGUGCUUUUGGAGAGGAUUUGUCUGUGUCAGGGGAUUCGAUCAACAAACACGAGCACCACGCCCUCUUAGGGCCCGGUUGCACUUUCCAGCAAGCAGAUUAACAAAGGCCAAAAUAACGAAAAUGUGAAUGUCAGAUCAUGUUACUUAAAAACUUACCAGCAAAA
Messenger RNA from Arachis duranensis, 5489 nucleotides. RefSeq names its product transcriptional activator DEMETER. The transcript has 19 exons. Gene Ontology annotation, molecular function: DNA demethylase activity; 4 iron, 4 sulfur cluster binding; DNA N-glycosylase activity. Lineage: Eukaryota; Viridiplantae; Streptophyta; Magnoliopsida; Fabales; Fabaceae. The record is from RefSeq and is a predicted model, not a curated record. Bases 38 to 5452 code for a protein of 1804 amino acids. Gene Ontology annotation, biological process: base-excision repair.